AUGUCAGAGACCUCAAAAGAUCGAUUAAGAGCACCGUAUAGCCAUGAUGUUCAAUCGUCAGAUUUAUCACGACUCAGCUCUACCUCCAAUGUCUCUCUACGAACAACACUGGCUGACGAUGGCAAUUCCGGAAGGACGCCCAACCCCGAUAUAAACAACGAAAAGCAUACUACCGUGCUGUUCGUGGACGACAAGGGUGAAGAAAAUUAUGAAGAGGCAGUACCGGACGAUGAUCCCCUACUUCGUGAUAUCCCGUGGCAGGUUCGGCGAGUAAUUAGCCUGGACGAUGAUCCGAAUACUCAUGUUAUCACGUUUCGGUAUUUCUUUAUGACUUUGCUAUUCAUCGCGCCGGGUGCCUUUUUGGUACAGCUCAACAAUUUCGCACCACACAUGCACCAUAUUCGAUAUUCUUCGUCCAGAUUGCGACCAAUUACCUAGGGGAUUGGAUGGCUAGGUAUCUUCCAGCUCGGGAAAUCCGGUUACCAUUCACAAAGAAGUGCUUCAGUCUUAAUCCGGGACCUUUCAGUUCUAAGGAACAUACGAUGGUGACCAUUUCAGCAAGCAGCGGUGCAACAUACAAUAUGGCUUUUCUUCCUAUUUCGAUUGCAGAACUAUUCUUUGAUACACGCAUCAAAACUAUGGUUGCACUUCCUUUCAUGUGGGCUGUGGUAAUACUGGGGUAUGGAUAUGCAGCGAUAGCACGCCAGUUUUUGAUACAUGAUCCACAAUAUCCAUGUUACGUAAUUAAUUAAGCUUUACCGACUAGUCACUAACUAUACCAGGUAUCAAGCGUAAGCUUUCACCAAGUUUGCACUUCCCCAACAUUAUAUUUCGAAGACUAACCAUAAACCUGUAGACUUUGUCAAACCGCUCUCUUCGAAACUCAAAAACGUCAGCGCCAAUCUCCGUCUCCAGUUUCAAGACGGCAGAUGACAAUUUUCUUCUUAGUUCUUGGUGGAGUAACACUUUGGCAGUUCUUGCCGGAAUUUGUGUUCCCAUUUCUGCAGUCUCUUUCGAUUCUGUGCUGGAUGGCUCCCCAAAACAAAACUUUGAAUUUCAUAGGUGGGGGUUUGGGUGGAAUGGGGGUUUUGAAUUUUUCACUUGAUUGGUCUAGUAUUAGUGCUUUUGGGAAAGCUGGAAGCUUAUUUUUAACUCCAUGGUGGACACAAUUGAUAGUGUACUUGGGUUUCGUCGUUAAUUGUUGGAUAAUGUUGCCUCUGGCAAAAUGGGGAGGGAUUGGGGGCUGGAGUAAAUAUUUGAUGUCCAAUCGACGUUACACUGGUGAGAAAGCCCUUUGCCUGGGAAAGAAAGAACAAAUGAAACGGGAUUCAUCUAAUGUAGGGCAGUAAAUGGUACAACGUAUCCAGUCGACCAAAUCAUGACUUCCCAAUCAAGUCUCAAUGAAACAGCAUACGCCGAACUUGGUCCUCUGUAUAUGAGUACCCAACUCAGAUGGGGAAUGUUCUUUGACUUUGCGUCAUAUUCCUCUGCAAUGGUAUGGAUGGCGAUUUUUGGAUAUCCAGCUAUAAAAUCCGCCUGGCUGAAAUUCAAAGACCGCUCCAGUAAUGGAAGGAGAAAACCCGUCAGUGAACAGUACCCGGAUCAGCUUAAUGUCCUUAUGCGAAAUUAUAAAGAGGUUCCUUUAAGUUGGUUUAUGGUUCUCAUUGGAAGCGCUUUCCUAGUUAUCAUGACUGUGGUGGCAAAAACAGACCUUUAUAUACCAUGGUGGACGGUGCUGGUAGCCAUGAGUACUGGUGCCGUCGUCGUCGUGGUAUGUUGUCUCGUGUUUGAUAUGAAGCAUAAAAAUACUAACGAAAUAUAUAGCCUCUUGGUUGGUUGUACUCUAUGUCAAAUUUCCAACUUGUGAGUCCUUUUCAGCCCAAGAUUGCCAGUUAUCUGCUAACUAUUUCGAGCCCGUUGGAACUACGAAUGAGCUUCUCUACGGAUUAAUGGUAAACUCUGUUGAUGGUUACAAGCACCCUGUCGGCGCUUUCGUUUACAGCACAAUUGCAGGUGAUGCAUGGUAUCGUGCCCAGAUCAUGCUUCAAGAUCAGAAAAUUGGACACUACAUGCUUAUACCACCACGUGCGGUUUUCUUCUCCCAAGUGUUUGGUUCAACGAUUGGGGUGCCUAUAAAUUAUGGAGUCGUUCGAUGGGUAUUGAACUUGAAAUUUGAUUAUGUUUCAGGCAAAUUGGUAGAUCCUGCACGGUAA
Hymenoscyphus albidus is the source of this 2213-nucleotide messenger RNA. NCBI's taxonomy places the organism in Eukaryota, Fungi, Ascomycota, Leotiomycetes, Helotiales, Helotiaceae. The record is from the annotation of a GenBank genome assembly.